Halichondria panicea is the source of this 1153-nucleotide messenger RNA. RefSeq lists its product as uncharacterized. NCBI's taxonomy places the organism in Eukaryota, Metazoa, Porifera, Demospongiae, Suberitida, Halichondriidae. The record is from RefSeq and is a predicted model, not a curated record.
GUGUCUGACAGUAUUAAACAACAUUAACAGGGACUCUGGCUGGCCUGAUUACAUGGAGAGUUGUGACUACCAGUCCCACUUACCAUACCCUGGGCCUAGCCCUGGGUCUAUCUCUAUGGGUCGUUGUUGGCAAGGCCAAAGUAGAGUGGAAGUUUCAGCACCCAAAGCUACAGUUAGCGCUGCUUCUGGAAGCUGCAUCGAAGUAGAAUGUGAAACAGCACGGGUUAGGGUUUCCCCUUCAAAAUUAUCUUCUAAACACUACGUAUAUUCGGUAAAGGUAGUGAACCCAGUACGCAAGUCCGAAUACACUGUCAGAAAGCUUAGUACUUAUGAUCGUUUCUCCUCAUUUGAUGAACUAACAGAACAGUUGCAAAAGUGUUUGGACAAAAUAUCACCCAGCCAAAUAGGCUACAUUGAGCCAGGGCAUGGAUUAAAGGGGAAGCAGAGGUGGCUGUAUACAGAUGAAGAUGUAGAUACUAUGUAUGACAUUUACAAGAGAAAGACUGAGAUUCUGCUCUGGUGCUUUUCUGAGAACCCUGAAGGAUCUGAGAUCACUACAUGCAGUAAAUCGAAAAAAGCAGAGACAAGUUCCAAAUCUAAGAAGGAAGCGAUUGCUUCGAAAAUUAACGAAGUUGAGUGCAUCGUGAAAAAACUUCAAGAUAAGCAUGGCAACCAAUAUUCAGUAGAAAAGUGUAAUGCUUGGGCACAUUUGAUUCAUGUGGGAAAACAUGAUUCACACGAUGAUCCUCCAGAUUUACCAUACUUCCGAGGAACAAAGAAACGAAAAUUGCAGACUGCUAGUGAAGGACGCGAGAAUUCUCCACCUUCACCUCAAGCUGCCUCUAAGUCUUCACCAUCAAUUAUUACUUCUCCCAGUAAAAGGGUUGGCCUCCGGAGUCAGUGCAUUGAGCAGUUAGUUAAAUGGCACUCACUGCUUGAGAAAGGUGCCAUUUCUCAACUGCAGUAUGAUGAAAUGCAAAAGGCAAUCAUGGAGGAAAUUAAAUCCAACUAUUGACUGUUUGUAACAUUGCUAAAUUCGAGAAUCAAAGAAUCAGGAAAUUUCUUGCCUUCAAAUCAAGUAUUGUGUAUGAAUGACAAUGUGUAACUAUAUUAUAUGAAUGGAAUGCACAAAUUAUUUUGAGUAACCGCUGUG